AUGAAAUAGAAGAAAGUGAAGAAUAUUGAAUUUCAUUAUAUUGAUUUAUAUCAUGAAGUAACAUUAUAAUAUUUAGCUAAUUGUUUUUAAUUGAUUAAAGUAGAAUCAAUCAAUCUUUUAUAUUUUAAUGAUAAUAACUUAGCAUAAAUAAAUCGUAUUUUCCAGGGUAUAAACAAUUUGAAAAUUGAAAAAUAAACUUCUUCAAAUCUUAAUACUAAAUGGGAAGCUGACAAAAUUGAUCCGAAUGCAUCAGAUGAGAAAAUAAAUGAGAUCUAAUUUAUUGAAAAUCCUAAAAUAAACACUGGAUGGUAAGCAGUACAAAAGAAUUAAUUUAUUAAAGACGAUUACAUUUAACUUUCUGCAGAGUAUUAAGCACUGAUUCCAAACGAUCUAAGAAGAUCAUUAAACGUCAAUAGAGGAAUUAGUGGUCUGAUUGUUAAUUAAUUAUCAAGAAUUGAGGAUAAUUAACAAAAUUUAUUAGUAUAAAUAGAAACAAAUGAAUAAAUAAUUAUUGAUGCAAAAAAUUAAAUUGACAGUAUAACGAAAAGAGAUCUAUAUGCAUAAUCAGUUGGAAAUAUUUAAUUUUUGUUAAAAUUGUACGAUUAUUAUGAAGUUUGGAGCAAAUUGAAUUAAUAUUAAGCAACUAUUCAAACUUUUUGGUCGGUGCUGAAUGGGUCCUUAUAAAUUGUUUCUUUAAUUUAUUUGAAUAAUGAACCUAAUAUGUUUAUAUCUGCAUUAAUAGCCUUAACUGCAAUCAAUCCAAUAUUAUAGAUGUUAUCAUUUGCAGUAUUUUAAUAGCGUGUUUUUAAAAAUUUUUCACCUUUAAGAUAACUGUCUUAUAUUCUUUUAUUUGCAAUAUUUAACUUUUUAAAGAUUUGGGAUAUCGUUAUGAUUUGUUUAUUUUUAGCAGUAAAGAGAUUCUCUGAAGAUGUAAAGAGAAACUUUAGUGGUUAAGGAUACUUAAAGUUCAAGAGUUAUGCCUCAAAAUUUUCAGGUAGUAUAGCUACUUCAGUAUUUUAGAAUGAAACAGUUUAAACUGAUCCUAAUGAUAUUAAAUAAAUAUAAAAUUAGCCAUUUUAUGAGGCUGUAAUGUGGAGAACAAAUGUUGAAGAAGCUUUGAAUAAAAUUCCUUAGUUCUUUGUAUAUAUUUUAUCUUUAGCAUCUACUCAAUUAGAUGGUAUUUGGGUAUUUUCUUUUGGUCAACAAAUAAAAGAAGGUAUAUUUGCAGUAAAAGAUUUAUUAGAAGUUGUUAUUAAAGACUAUUUUAUUCCAGCUUUAAUUUUAAGUACAGUUUCAGUGGAUUAAUUUUUUUAAUCUAUGUUGUAUUUGAGCUCAAUAUCAAAUUAAAUACUAUUGGAAUAUCCUAAAUCUUUUUAAAUUGUGUCAAAAGUAAAAUAACAAUACUUAAAAGAAAAAUUUACUUUUAAAAUUAAUGUGAAAACUUUAAAUUUUACUAAUUAUGGAGAUUUAAAAAAAUAGAAGUUAUUAGCAUAAUUUAGGUAUGUUCUAGCUUCAAUAAAUACUAUUUUAGAAAUUGAUUAAGCAUAAAGAUUGUUUUGUAUGGGAGCUGAACUAAAUGAUUUAAUAAGAUGUUUAAAAGAGAGUCCAUUGUAUUAAAUAAAGUUGAAUUAUUAUUUGGAUGAAGUAAAACCUGAACAUAUUCCUUACAUUAAUGCAUUUAUUAAAAAUUGUCCAAAAAAUUUACAAUUCUUAUAAAUCCAAGUAGAAUCUAGUAAUGUUCAAUAAAUGGAAGUCUAUGUAGAAAGAAAUAAUAUUCUAACAGCCUUUUCUUAUUCAUAUUUUUAAAUUAUACAAUAAUACAAAGAUAAAUCUGUAGUAGUUUAAUAAUAAACCUUGAUAAUAGAUGAAAAAUUUUUAAAGUUAGAUAGGUACAAUUUUGAGUAGUUUUAUUUUGAAGUUUCUGGUAAUCUUAAUUUAAGAAAUUGUCAUAAACUCUUUGAAAAUUUCGAUAAAUUGUAAGUUUUCAAGGUAUCUAUUUUCAAUAAUGCAGAAAUUCAGACUUUUGAAUUUUCUUAGAAUUUAAGAAGUAGAGCAUUGAAUAUUCUGGAUAUUACUUGUGAAAAUAUUAUAUUAAGCUUUAAGCAAUAUCCUUUUAAUAAUUUAACGUAAUUUAAGAUGAUUUUGAAAAGGUGUGAAUUUAACAAAGAGGAACUUAAAAGGAUAUUAUAAGGUUUAAAUAACAAAACAGAAGUUGUUUAUAUAGAUAUGUCAUAAUGUUUGUAGCGCUUUACAGUAACUGAAUAGAAAGACUUAGUAAGAGGAUUAGAAAUUAAGAAGAUUGAUGCUUUCAUAAAAAUUUGA
Molecule: messenger RNA, 2322 nt
Organism: Paramecium primaurelia
Lineage: Eukaryota; Ciliophora; Oligohymenophorea; Peniculida; Parameciidae
Source: the annotation of a GenBank genome assembly